AUGGAUACAAAAAGCCGCGAGACUCUCCUUCGCACUGAUUUAAACGUAAGUUAGCGCCUCAUGUCAUCUGGAACCUGAAUGACUCCCGCUUUACAGGUUAUCCUUCGGACUGUUGUUCGUUCACACGUUCCGGACAACCUCACAGACACACUAAAUGAUCUCGUAAAUCGUUGUUUUCUCCGGGUAUGUCAUAUUUUUAUUGCCCUGGCCUAACCUGUCCGUUCCCCAAUCAGACCUGCUCGGCAGUAUGCAAACGCUAUUGUGGACUUUGUUUAAUUGUGGCCUCACUCAAAUGGGCUAUUCCGGCUCCCUUCGACGUUUUUCUCACGUUGGUCGCCCAGGAUGCCUGCGAGAGUGGUAGUACAAUUGCCUCCCUCCUUCCAAAACUGACCCUCUCCAACCCAGACUUCCGGUUGGGCAUUUUGGGUGGCAUGAUAGAGGCUCGAAAUCAUCCAAUGCUGUCGGCCACCCUCAAAGCCAGCCUGUGCCAGCCAGAGAUCCGACCAGUGCUGAUUCGCAGUGUAGAACACUUUCUGCGCCACGCAUCCGCACCCGCUGUAACUGCGGAGACCAUUUACCUCCUGACCAAAUGUAUAGAGAGUGUGUCAACGGACGGGCAUGGCGAGGUUCGUUCCGCUUUACGCCUGCAAUUUUCCGUUUUUCGUCUUGAGGCGACAAAGGCAUUAAACGUUACAUGGCAUUCGUCGAUCUAUCCUUGUUGCAGAGCUUAAUAAAGCCGGCCCCCUAAAAGUAUUGACUGUGAUAAAAUGGCAAUAUGUUAUUACCGACAAAGACAAGGAAGACUGGGCAACGGGUUCGUGACCCAGUGGUUAGAGGCGUGGACUUCUAGCUAACGGGUCGCGAGGUCGAGCCUCGGGUGUUCCACACAUCGGGGUUGAGUAUGACUGGUUGACGACGGCUAAUAAGCCAGAAAUGGCCAUUUCCAGUCUCCCUUGUCUUUGUCGGUAAUAACACACUGCCUAUAUCAUGCGCCACUGUGCGCUGCUGGUUGGUCUCUGGAGAGAGCCCGUAAGGCACAACGGAACGAGUGAGUUCCGUAAGAACGAUCGGUGUGCUAAAAUCGGCAAUAAUGUUGCUAUGGUUUUACUUAAUGAAUUACUACUAGAUACGCUUUAUUGUUGUGACUUGCUUCCUUCGGAAAUUUUCACUAUGUGGUGGGAGUUACAAAUCAAUCUCUAUUUGUCUAUGCUUCACAGGAACCUUGUGCCAUCGGUUAGAAAGCUCUCACUUCGGGGCUGGUUUUUCACACUAGGACUACGUUGCGUUAUGUGGCAUGUUGCAGCGCCUGCCCAGUCCGUAGAUUCCGCUUGAUAACGAUCAUGAUGGCCGUUGUUUCAGCACACAGUGGUGCAAACUUUGUCGUCCAUUUAAUGUAAAAUUAAAUAAAAUCUAUCUACCCCGCGACUUCCCAAUCUCUCAUUUGAAUACCGCCAAAUUUGAUGCCAACUUCUCGUAGUGACGGAUUCAUCCACUUUGUAUCCCAGUCCAUGGUAAUCCAUGAUGGCCAUCUUCAUCGGAGUAUUUUUGUGGCGAGGACGGGUUUCGGUGACCUGGGUCAAGAUGGAAUUCGAAGUGUUCGACGGGCAUUUCCAAGGUCCUGAAUGUAUGUUGAAGAAGAAGGUAGGCAGGCGUGUUGUCAUUGGUUACUGGGCAAUUACUGUGAAGAGACGUCGAGCAGGCGAGGCAAAUCCAGGGAUACAGUUGCUGUAGACGGCGAACGAUAAGGACACUUUUUGAGAGCGGCGUGCAAGUAUUCAGGCCUAGCAUCUGCUAUAUCAGACGCCCCAUCCAUGGCUUCCUAUGUUGUAGCCAAACACGUUUCAGGGGUAGCAAGUGAGCCGCCGUGACUUGCUCGUUGUUGCAUCGAGUUCUGUGAGGUGAACUCACGCAAUCCUAAAGUUGGAGUGUUUCUGUCAUGCGAUUACGUUCGCGAAUCUAGAUAAGACUUGAUUUGCAACGCACUCACAUUCUAGUUCCCUCGAGGGUAAGCCAUACAGUCUUAAAUCAACCGAACAAGUUAGCGUCCUCUUUGACAUGAAGUUUCCCCAUGUCUCUAUAACAGGAAUUUACGAAAGGUAAAAAGUUGCCCCUAGAAGAAGGUCGACUACUUCCAAAAUUUGCGCACUUCCAAUCUAGCUUUAAUUUUCUCUCCCGUUGUCCCAUUUUUUCUUUCAACGCUGCAGUUUAGUGAGGCGGAAGGGGUGACGCUCAAAAGUGCCGUGCUGUGUGCCCUGGCUCACUCUGAUGACGCCGAACAGCCUGUGCUGGAUCUCGUCUCUCAUCUCUUUGACAAAAUCUUCGCGCUGGUUCUUGACAAUAGACGUGCUCCCAACCCUUUCUCUCAUUGGCUGCAUACGAGCGUUGUACAGGAGACUCUCCUCGGCUUCCCUAACUGUCUCCAUGAGGCGGUCAUUCUCACAAAGGGAUCUCUGCGUUUGCUGAAGUGCCUCUUGAAACACGUGAACCUCACUUGGGUACUCAUUGCCAUCUCUCUUCCGUGUUUCCUUGCCCUCCCUCUCCUCUUGCUGUCAUUAUUAUUACUGAGAUUCUCUUGGCCCUCUCCGUUUACUGUAGAUCUUCUGCCCAUUCCGUCUACUUGCCGGCCCUUAUCGCCCAUCUUUCCCUCAUAAAAUCUUGACUUUAUUACCUUGUUCAUUUUGAUUCUUCCUUUCUCGCAUCCCAUCUUUCUUAUUGUCCAGCUUCUGGAACAAUCGCCACAUCUCAUGACGAGUUUAAUUCUGGCUUUUGCCUGGAAUUACACGGCCGCCUAUGCAGGGGACCUUGUGAAUUGCAUACUGACUCGCCGGUACGUUACCCUUUUUCCACAUAAACCUGAAAGAGCCCCGUUUGGCCCUCUUCAUUCCGCGUGCUCUUUGAGCGUCUUGCGUACGAGACAUAGUUCAGCGCGUAAAGUUUGAUCUAAUGGUGUCGGCAAUGGAAGUGAGGGCAAACAGCGAAUGCGAAUUGACUCGAAAGCGGUAUUCUCCACGUCGGAUAAAGUUAUUCGCCGUUAGUGCCUCUAUAGCUAACAUAUUGUUGAGGGUCUUUUUCUACUAUCUCCAGUUUUCGUAAACAUCGUUGCCACUAUCUGCCAGCUUGGAACAUGGUUAUGAGUUUAGUACACAUUUGAAUUUUCGGACAAUAAAUUCGGUCAUCCUUCAACAGAUUAACAGGCCUUACGGCUAUCUUCAGGGCACGCCGAAUCCACGUCCGGAAUAAUCCUUUUGCCCCAAAUCCCGCUCAGUUACGACAUGUUAUCACAGAAAAGCAGCCGAACGCAAAAGUAACCCAUCUGUUACAAGUAACAAGGACCUCUGCCGUCGCAUGCGCGCUUUAGUAACAUGUGAGCGACAGUCUCAGUCGACCAUGCCAACCGCCGUCUCAAGUAGGGCGAACUGGCGACUCGCAUGAGAACUUUCCUCUUGAGGAGGAGACCCGUUUUACAUCGACUGCAAUCCAUGUUCCCACUCGCCAUAUUCCAAUGAGAAAACAAGGUCAAUAAGACCGGAUAUGGGAGGGAAUGGCAAUGUUAAGCAGGUCGUUUUCAUGUGCUACACAUGACCCCGUUUCUAAAUCCGUGCGUAGAAGUCCUUUCUGAGAGGUUUCCCAGCCCAUGCGAGGAAAGAACACAGUAAAUGCCACAUCGAGAAGGAACCGCUUUACUCGGGCCCUCUUUUUACAGGAUAGCUGAACUAUCUAAUCGGCAGUCAGUCUUCCAAGACACGACUUUUAGCACGCCACCGUUUGGAAGCGCGUCGGGCUAUGGUAAGGGUCGGACUGAUAAGCCAUAAGGAUGUACUUAAGAGGCAUGUCUCGCUCCCUUCUGUCGUGCACUCACAGCCUGUCUGACCCGACUGGAGAUGCGUUUGGGCGCGGUGGUUGACCUGCCACACGCACAUACGGCAGUGCAGCCCGUCAAACUGCUGCCAUGAGCCACUGUAGCACUAUUGUUACUCCGGCACAACCACUGUUAGGGUGGAGGGUGGGGGGAGGCAAUGUUUGCGGAGCACUACUGAUUAGGUAGUUGGUCUAUAAAUCUGACAUUGGUUUUUCGUCUUCACUAGCCCCCCAAUCACCUUCGUCGCUGCCUUGGAGGCCUUCCUUCUCUUCGGAGAACUAGACUGCCCGCAAAGCCAGCAGCUACGUCAUCUAGAUGAGACGCGCAUGGAUGUUGUCACUGUAGGUACAAACUUUGCGAUGUAUCCUGUCCCGUUUCACUGUCUUUCGACUUGCAUUUUUACAGCCUGCUAUCCCGUCCCACCCAUCUAGAAAUUGCGGAUACAGAACUUCUUGGUGCACUGCGCAAAGCCCGCCCUUAUUUGCUUGCCGUCCGGGGGUUCUGAUGGAACGUUUGGCGAGGUCUUGGCUCUCAAACUUGCUAAAGCACUCAUGGAACACUCCUCAUCCACUCCGGAGUCCUUGGUCGAAUGCAGAUUGAUGGUGUGGUCGGCGUUAUUGCCACUUCUUCCUGAAUCGGUGCUGACUAGGCUGUUUAACGAGGUACAUUACACAAGUCUCUCUACUUACAUGUAGCAAGUAGACGUGUACGAUAUAAUUGUGUAAUUGUUUUGCAGUACUCCGAAGUUGUACUUAUGGGCCUCAACCAUUCAAACGACCUUAUUCGUGCCAAAGCCUGCGCUGCAGUCUGCGUCAUCGCAUCGAAGCUGCCCUCUCUGCACAUUUCCUGUGAUACGUCCCUACCCCUCCGUCAACUGGCUUUCAUUGGACUGACUAGUCUGCUUUCCUCACCCGAUCCGACCGCACGCAACCUCGUGAUUCAUGGGUUUGUCGAAAUGUCCCAGUGCGCUCGUAACAGGUGUGCCACUCUAAGAGGUCACACCAAAGGGAUAUCACAGGAUGCUGCUGAGGGUUUUUGUGUUGUGGGUUAUCCAGACGUGCAAAGACGGUUCUUUGAUCUGAAGCCUGUUAUGGACUCAAAGUCUCCAGCCGAUGCUGACCUCUGUCCACUGAAGGACUUGGGUAUGAGGCGUACCAACUUCUUCCUGUAUUUUUUUACUGUUCCACCAACAAAAAUUAGCUUUUACAGAGUUGUUGGCCUUUGUUUGUUGGAAAAUAGUGCGAAAGGAAUGCGUCUUUCUCAGUCUUGAGUAGCUGGCGAUGUGUUGCGAGCCCCUUCCUGUUUCUCGCAUGCAAUACCAAAUUCUUCCACUUAUAUUUUUUAUUUUUUAAUACUCCACCCUUGGUAACCUUCGGCGAGUUCUCCGAUGAAUCAUGUUAACUGCUGACAGUAAGCUUGUUAUUGGGCCUUAGAUGCAGGUGUGCACUAUGAACUAAGCGCCCUUCUAACUGGACAGCCUUCGCAGCCAUACCAAAACAAACUCAAAGAGGGACCACCUGUUUCCUUAUAAUGCAGUAGAUAGACGAGAGCUCGUUAUCGGGGGUGCAUAAGGUUCAUUGAUGAGCAUAUUUACCUGGUCACAUUUCCUUUCCUGUAGAUGAUCUCCUCCGCUUUGCCUCCUUGCUGUGGUUUCGCCGUGACAGUCGUAUUUCCCCCACCUUUCCAAAACAACCCUCCGUAGUGGGCGGCGACUGCGUCGAUGGGCAUACGACUAAGUUCAUCAGCGAACUCCUGAGCACCCCUCUCCUUCCACCUGGCAUGCCCUACCAACGCCAGAAGACCCUGAUCACCCUUCUACGUCACAUGUUUGAUUUGUUCUACUUUUGGAAGCCGGGCCAGCAACAACGAUUAACGGCAUCCGCAAGGAGCAUCAAAAAGUCUGGUUUUGAACCCUGUUAGUCCGCCUGUUUUCCCCGUGCAUUCGUUAAUACCUUGCUAGUCUCUACCUUUUCAUGCUGCUAUCAGCGCGUACGUUGUGGGGAGCCUGAGAUCACUGUUUCUCUAGCCAAAAGUUCUAUCUACACAAAAUAAAAGCCUAUAUAACUCCUUGCAAAAUUCCUAAAGUUCUCUUUGUGGUGUCUGAUCGCACCCAGGACAAUUCAGCACUAGUACUUGUAGCAGUUAACGCCAAUGCUGAUUUUGCCGUACGGCUCCAGAGUUCUCGGUGUCACGAACCAGCAGAGUCUUUGCCUUAUAAUCGACGGCAUAGACCCCAGCAAUUGUCUGUUGGUAGUUGCAUUUCAGAGCACCGAGUACUGUCCGAUCGAACAUUUUCCGCAUAUCUGAUUUAGGCCCGCACCACCAUCACCACUCCUUCAGUUAACUACCGCGCAAGGAAGUGCUGCUUUGAGCAAGGAUUCGGAGACACAACCUUCCCGUUAAACCUCCAUUCGGGUAGGCGGAUUGCAUGACCGAAGCAUUUGAGACGUCUACUUCUUACCGCGGCGGCGGCGGCGGCGGCGGCGGCGGCGGCGGCGGCGGCGGCAGGCGUUCCCGAUUGGCCGCAGAAUUUAAAGUCUGGAACGCUGUUCAUGGACGAGGGUCAUAGAAUUCUCCGAUAGCACCAGUUGUCAUUUUAAGACAGCAAUGCGUGAAUGUCGCGCUUUGCAAUCGUAAGACUGGACGAUGUUGACUAUGGCUUCCUACAAUAAGACCUUUGUUGUCGGGCUGGACCUCGCGGCAAUAAUAAAAACACUUCCAAAAGCCACAGAAGAUUUUAUUGGCAAGUUUCCCAUGGUGAUUUACCUCCGUCUGACGCCGGCCAGUUAUUUAUACAAAAAAGAGUGCCAGAGGAAGGUAUGAAGCCAUCGAGCAACACCCUGACUCAGUCGGAUUUGCGUCAGACUAAGGCCAGGCAGUGAGGGCAGCAUGUGUUUUUCCGACAGCGUUUUAACGCCGGCAGAUGUCGGAUAAAACCAAGGUCCUCCCAUGUCUGAGCGCUGUUGCUGUCUUCGAGCGCGCUUGUCGGUUCGCGUACACAACUGCAGCACCAUAAGGGGGUCCACGAAUGGUUGCUGUGAUCCAUAACUUGCAGAGGCAUCCGAUCACAAUUUCCCUUCAUGUCGGCUUCUUUCUUAAGGCUGCAGGGCACUGCUAGCUUAACCUCAACAUUCUUAAAACAACUGUAGUGGGUAGACAGAAUAAACCGGAAAACCAUCCUCGCGAUACACGCAGCGGUGUCACAUCCUCUUUCGCAAUCUUCUUUUCUAUCCCAACAAUGGCGUUUUUGUCCCCGCCCUGGCAUACCUCUAAGCAACUUUAUUUUUUUAAUUCAUAAGCCACUGCGAAGAGCUUGCAGGAACUCCUAAAUGAACUGCUUUCACAGCGGGAUUUCCCCAGUCCAAGGGAUCUGUCAACCUGGUUACAGCUGAUAGCUUCCCUGCCGAACGUGAACACUGAGGUGAGUGUCCUCCAAGUGCCUCCUUUUCCCCCUGCUCAGACUUGUGACGUCUUUAGCUGGCCCACAUCUAUUUGUCUGACAAUGUCAUUGCAGCUGUGUGCACCUCCCUACGGCUAUUGGAUUCAAUGGAGACAAGGGUUUAAACGUUCCUAAAUGGGCAUUUCCUUUUUUGGCUGCCCUGUCAGUGGCGCGUAUGGAAUAUCUAAAAACGGGCAGUCAUCUGGAUGGAUUAAUAGCCACCACAACAAUCGCACCGCCAACGGGGGGGGACUCUAGCCCGCUCUCCUAGGACUCCUGGUGAUUCAGAGACGAAACACUUAAAGCUGGCAAUUCUUUCAGUCCGGUGGAUCUGGGGUGUCAAAAUGCUCCAUGCUCUGGCCGUUUCAAUGACCACUACCCUCACGUAUUCAAAUAUGCGUGACCUUAUGUGCUGUUAGUUUUUAGCAUCGUUUGAGGGGCAAGAAACACGCACCUGUAAGCCAUGACUAUGAAAAAGUGCAGACUGCAUGUUGUCCCUGGUGUGAAACAUCUGCCCUGGGCAAUGCGACCCUUUCUGUUAUGUUAGCCUCAAACGUGCAUCAGCAUUGUUUAUUUUGUCCAGGAUAUUUUAAUAAAUCCUUAAUUUUUCCUCGAUAAAUUCUUCUCAAAUCAAUGCAUCUGCUUGGUUACGAGGUCAAAUAAAGCAUGUGGAUAAUUAGACAUAUCGAGUGCUGUUCAUAUUUUCACGCAAAGGGGAGUAUAAUAAGGAGCGACCAGGGUUCGGGUAUUGUUCCCGACCAAAACCAUUCUGCACGGAGAAGGAUAAGGUGUCAGUUAAAACCAACUCUGUGUGUGCAUUUACUCCUUUAAAUGCUUCUGUGGAUCUGAUUAUGUUGGACGUAGGAGUACAAAGAAUACGUGAACACCUUUCAGUAUGACAGAGAAGGGACGAAAUUAGGAGCGAAAAUCGCACCAUUAUCGUGCAUAUUGUGGAGUCAGGGCAUCACGUGGACCCCGAUGAAGUCUUCUGUGUGAUUUGUAAGGCUCCACCGAAUUGCCCAAAACUAUUGGGGCAACGUCUACUAGCAACAUCAGAAGCGAACGUAAUCAGGCUACGCAAGCCGGCCUUGUGCACAAAGAAAACUCCCGUGUAGGCCCCUCACAGUGAUCAAAAGGCAGUUAGCCUGUUAACUGCAUGCUGUCUUUCGCGCCUCUUCCCUUCCCGGCGCUGCUUAUCCCAGUCUUCUUUUACCCACACUACCCAUUUUGCCGGGCACGAUGGUUCUAAUUGCCUGUAAUUAUCCUCUCAUAUUCUUCCUAUAUUUACUCGAAAAGAUGGACCCAACUCGAUUUCUCUACGUGCUCCGUGUUUUACCUACCCUCGUAACCAUAUAAACGCACCGACAUGGUGAAAAUUCGUUGGAAGUUUGGUGGCCAAAUAAUAACCUAAAGCCUUGCCUUCUCAACAGUUGUAUACAGUUUUACAGAAUUGUCUUGAGGCCUUCCUCACUUGAAGUUUUGUGAUGGUUUGGUGCCGACGGCAAAAACUAAACGAGACGCCCAUCUUAUGCAGCGCAUCUCUGCCAUUCAGCGCAUCCUUCGUUUUCCACUCUCUAGGUUCAGGCGGAAAUUCUGUCGAUAUUCGACUCGCAUUGGCCCAGAGAUGUCAACCUACUGUCAGGCUUUAUGGCGGAUAAGCUGGUAGCACUGGCUGAAUGCUGGUGCGAUUUUCACGUCAAUGAAGCCUACUCGGCUGGAUCAAUCCUAUUUCAGUGGCUAAUAACCAGGUUCGUCCGACAUUGAAUGAUAUGUGUUAUCAGUUGAACCUAAGUAGCUUUCCUUUUUAAAUCAUGAUUUGACGAGCCAGGCUUUGUCCGCCAAAGUCUUCAAAGCAAGUUUUGGAAGAAAUUUGCUCAAAGCAUCAAGUAAGGCCUUUUAUUUAUAUUUCAUAUUUUAGUUCUUGUAUCUAAUGCACUUUUAAAUGGUAACGCUUCCAGCACCUAAGUCAUCAGUGCCGUAUCCAUAGCUAGAGCAAUUUUUGUACCGUCUCUUCAGUCCUUCGAUAUUUACCGAUUUUUGCAGCCAGCCAUCUGCACCGACCAUCCUGGCAGUGUUGCUGAAGAAAAUACAAAACCUGUGCGCCUCCAUUCCCAUUCUCACGGACGACCCGGAUCCGAAGGAGUCUUCUAGAAUCAUGCGUUGCAUCCUGGAUUUCCCCGGGCAUGGUAAUGUUUUUUUUAAUUUAACCAGCCCUUGUGAUACCUACUUUGUCUCCUAACCCAGCUCAUUUCAGGCGGGAACUGUUGCAUAAUCUACUCGAUGUACGCUUUCGGAUUGAAGGUAGUGCGUUGUUUCGAAAAGUGGGCCAUUAUCGUGGUUGCUCAUAUGGUUACAGUAUGCCGCAUAUUUUUGCGCAUAAGCCAAGGCGUCCUUUUCUACAAGAUACAGGAACUUUCUGUUUCCUCAUACCCGACCUGCUAUGGCUGAUUUACCUUCUGAUCAUUCUAAGCUCACUAAAAUUCCUUUGAUGGUCUUUGUGUGUUAACUUUUCGGAUUUUUUCAUUAACCGAAUUUCCGCUAUUUUGCGAUGGGCAAUGCCUAAGGCAUCUUUCCGGAAAGAUGGAAUAUAAGUUAUCACUUGAAGUAAAAUCAUGAGAGUGGGUUUAGUCAUAAGUCAAAAGUUAUUAUUGCUAAUGUCAGUUACGUGUCUACAAGGCUAAUAUCCGAUUUCCACUCACGAACAUUUCACCAAAACGAAUUUCCUUAUCUUCUUAUGUAAUUAAUCGCCUUACGAUUUUUCCAAGACAUCACAGCCAUAUCCUAGGGCAUUCGCUUGCUUUCGAGCACAAUAGCGAACUCAUAGAGUACGCUAAUUCAAUGGGGUUUUCCAUCCAUUGUGGGGGUUGAACUGGGAUCUCAAACAGACUGAAUGUGCAGUCACUUCCGUGACGACUUUAUUUCAAAGGGCAAGCGUCCACCGACCUGAUAUACAAGGCGGUCUAACAAUUGAAUUCAAAGACUUGGCACGUGGCGUAGUCCGUCAUCUUAAUGGGCGUGCUUCUUAUUAUGACAGAAAAUGAUGUGAAGCUCACGCAGCCCGUCACACAGCAAAUAUGUCAUAGUUUUGUUUGUUCCUUCAUUUUCAUAAUAUGACCCGACGCGGACUGUAGCGACAGCACUGUGGCAGUCUGGACAAACACGGACGUUAACGGCUGGGGGUGGUCGAUAUUUGGCAAAACCACCACCACCACCACCACCACCACCACCACCACCACCACCACCACCACCACCAUACGACCUUCGUUUGAAUUAAAGAACGCGCAACAGGUGGCGCUGAAAUUAGACAGCUGAUCAUGGAGUCAGUGUGGCUAUCCGCUCUAGAUAUUGCUUGGCAUAGUAUAGAUACCACGUCGGAUAAGGGAUGCCUGUGCAUUUUCAGUAUCCCAUAACAAUAAGUACCUUGUCCUCGAGAUCGUUCCGUUUUCUCAUUACUGCCCAGGGACGCACGUUUUCGCUUCAGCCAACAACCUGUCAAGGCCGUAGACAUUCCUCUAAAUUUAUUGAGCGAAAGCAAUCUGCACUCUGGUGGGACCAGCAACAGUAACCAACCCUGUGGAAUGUCGGAAUUCGACGGACUUGGGUCGAUUUCUUGUGAGUGGGUAAAGUUCUCUGUCAGAACUGCCUCUCGCGCUCAAAUCAUUGCAUUGUGCAGAAUCUUACCAAAGCCAAAUGUCGGCUUGAGAAUUUGCCACAAAAUCAGAUAUCCACUCAAUAAACCACCCAGUAAUUUUGCUCCCUUCCACCCCCAGGUUUUCUGGCUGCCAUCAACGCCGUCUGUUCAUGGGUGGGGCAACCGCUGCCGCUGAACAAGUUUCCCUAUUGUCUGACAGCGGAUCCGGGCGUCAGAAAGGAGUUUUCGGCACGAUUGCAUCAACUGCAACAGGGUCUCCUUUCGCAGGGGUCUCAUCUAGUUCACGCCUGUAUUCACCUCUCCAAUGCUUGUCUCGCCCUCAUGGGCUGUUCGCCCCUCUUUGUAGACCUGACUUCGGAUGUGGACCCCGGCCUGCCGUCUGAUGGUAUUCUUGUAGAAAACAGAGUUUUUACUCUUCUGCCUACUAGGCAAUUUCUCAUUUCAUGGGGGUUGGGGACCCAAGUAGGUUAGCGAGUGAACGGUGUUUUUGCUUACCAGCUGUGCCUAUCGUCUCAGGGCUUAGCUAACCGCACUUCCGGCCAAAAAGGACUCUACACUACUCUUCUGCGUUGGUCAAAAAUUCAAUGUGAUUAUUGUUUGAGUAUGUCUUUGUAAAACAUGCGGCUUUAGCUUCUAGGCUGUCAUUUCACAUGAGAUAUUUCUUCGUCCUUUACAACUUACGAUUUUCGUAUUUCCUAUUUUGGCCAUUAAUCACAUGAGACACUGGUCAUGCUAAUUCUCACUCACUUUGGUGUAUUCCAUGCCCCUGCAGUGCUAUUACUUGCCAGACAGGUGUUUGACUGUAGCCCUUUUUCUCACAACGAAAGACACCCUUUAAGAGGCAUAUAGACAUUUUUGUAGCACCGCGUCCUCGGGGCGGUUAGUUCAAAAAAUAUCCUCCUGCCGGGCUUAGAGCCGUCGAAGGGCAGGACAGCGUUUCGACCAAAAACUACCGAAAAACGUCUAUAUUAAUAAAUAUAGUAGGCAGUUCUCCAUAGUAUACCUACCCCGGCCAUAUACUUUAUCCUUACCGCGGCAUAUCCUUCGCUUAGCCUCCCUGUCAUGCCCUGUAAACCUACUUUCAUAAAGAAGCCUACACUAGGUGCGUUUUUCUCGCCAACACACACUAUUCUUUUCCUAGAUGCCUGAACAGUUAAGUCUUCUGCACCACAGCCGUAGACCUAUAAAUAUGCCAGCGUACGCUUGGUCAUUUUGCCCUGCAAAUUUGCCCUGUUCUUCUCUGAUAAAACUGGUACACUCUGUGAGUUGACCGCAGCAUAUCUCACAGAUUCUACAUAGCUGCCAAAACAAUACCAAUAGUAUACUUGGAGAGUACUUCCACGUUGAAAGCCCGGUUGCCAAUAACAAUGAAAAGUAACACUUUUAUUGAAACACCAGCUGUAAGCAUCUGCACCCUGUCUCUCUCCUCCAUCUGGUUCCUUGCAGCGGGUGCCUCCUCCUUCGAAGUUCUCGGGAAAACAAUUUUGACCUUUGCCUCUAAAGCCAAUCCGCAGUCACUUCGGGCAGACAACUCAGCAACCCCAGGGUAGGCAUUAUACGCGGUUUUUUGGGAAAAAAGACAGCUUCCAUAUCAGUGUCUUCUGUCUUACUGAUCAUUUUCUUUCUCCGACAAAGACUAAGGUUAGUGACCAUGACUCUGUUACGGGGCCAUAAUCAGUUGUUUUGAUUAAGCGUUUCCCACUCGAUGGUUUCCCGUUUGUUCAACCUCAUUACUCGGUGUUUUGUCAUCAGUUAACCUCAGACUAAAAUCCAUGGAUGGAGGUCUACAAAAACUCCUAUAAACUAUAAGAAGACACGACAGACCUAAAGAAGGGAUAGUUGUGAAUUGACUCUGUCGUAUGUGGUACACCAUCUUAGACGGAGUAGUAGAGGAGAUAUUAAGGGAGCCCGUUGGACUUGUCUGACUCGUCAAAGUUAAGCGAAAGUUGGCAACUGAUUGACUAGACCUCGAAUAAUUAUGAGGCCACAGCUCCAUUCAGAAUAUGAGGCUUGACGUUGUCAGCAACCUCAGCUUAUAUCCACUAAAUGUCGUUUCCUCAACCUCUGCGACUACCUUCUCCAGUCCAAACGGGUCUUUCACUCUACCUCCCUGCAUAUUUCACCGCGUUUUACCACCUCGUUUCUAUCUUUUCUUGGGGUUAGGAGCUGAGCUCCGGCGCAGGAUUCAUCUCCUAACCAGCCGGUAUGCAUAACCUCCCUUGACGCCAGCUUACAUCGUGCCACUCCUAGUGUUUUAGGAUACCUGAGAUUUUUUGAUAUAUCAGCUGGAACCGUCAGUUUUGUUUUUUUUCUAUUCUUUGUAUAUGCGAGAGCAGACCGGACGUACGGGCAUUAACUGCCAUUGAACUACUUCCCGAGUAUCAACACAUUCUGUCCUGGGCGUGGAAAACCCUCAAGGUACGUUGUUUCGUGUUUAUGUCCAAACGUAUAGCUAUGUUGUCUGGAGAUUUUUCCGGCUGGGCAAGAGAAUAUGAGCCCCCUCCUGUAUUACAGGUGGCAUUGCCCUUAAUUCCAGGGGGGAGGGGGGGAAGAAUUAGGUCUAGGACGACGUUUAUGGUUAGUUAGGGUUAAGUCUGCGGGAGUAAGUGUUUGAGUUAGAACCAGGGCUAUGAGGGCUAGAGUUACAGUUGAGAUAGGAACCUCCUGGAAUUUAGCAUAAGGUCACCUGUGACACUGUGGGGGGGGGGGGCAUAUUCCCCUGUCUGACCAUUCUGCCCUGAAGUGUCUGAGGACGCGUGGCUAAAUAGCCAGGAGGCUUUUUUAAGCAAACCGUAAUUGUAAUUCAUAGAGCCCCGCGGCUUGCUGUCUACUAUUGCAUGCAUUAGUCUGGAUUAAGUGACCCAAUGAUGAUUUUCGUGGAUGAUGGGUUUCAUCGUGGCUUCCGAAUCCUUCAUGGUGUGAUACGCGCUUAAACUUAUACUUCAGACUGGUUUUGCCAACUGGACCGUCUGUGCCUUCUCAUUCGUCUCCCUGUUUACAGAGCUUUUUUGUUGAAGCCCCCUUCCCUUUCCGCUAUAUCCUUUCCCUUCACUCCCUCCCUUGUCGUCCUCAGGUCUUGACUUCUCACCACCGCUCUCGUUCAAUAUCGUUUUCCAUAGAUGUAGAUACUGUUGGUGAUGUAAUUCUUAAAUGUGAUUUCGGCCAUCCCGCAGCAUAAUCCAAGAUAUCUCAGUCAUACCAGACCGACGGUUUUUGAAUGCGCGUCCUCCCGACCGCUCGUCAAAGUGACAAUCACCGAUGCCGGGAGUCAGCAACAUACGAGUGAAUGACGCUCUUCAUGCUCCUAGAAUUUCGCCAUUUCCCAGCCAUGCCGGCAGAUUUUCUUGUAUUCUCGUGGAUUGGCGCCGAAUCCUGCGACCAGUAGAACCUGGGAAAAGGCGAAACUAGGGGCAUCAACAGCGUCGUUCUCGGGCAUGUUGUUGAUUCCGGACAUCGUAUGGACCCCAUUGAAGCUUUUUCGCGUGAUUUAUAUGGUCCAAUCGGGCUACCCAAUAGUGUGUCUUUCGCUUUAAAGGAAAAGCUCGCAACUAUUGGAUUUUUAAGAGUGUGAACUUUCAAAUCAAGCAUCACCGUAUUUGUCGGUCUACUAAUACUGUUUAUGAAGUAUGCAACGUGGUCCAUAUCUAUCGCCAAAUUUUAUGAACCGUAUAUGGCGCCUAGUGGUGUGUAUGAUUCUGCUUAGAUAGAAAGUGUGUGGCUCAUCGUUUGGGAGCCCUAAACACAAAUGCAACAGCGGGUUGGAUCCAAAAAUAUCUGGGGCUUAAAAACUUUCAUAGAACUGGAAAUUGCUGUUUCUUCCAGUGGCAAACUUGAAGACGAAACAAGCACAAGAAGGCUUUCUUAUGUGCCUGUCGUCUGUAAAAUGUUUGGAUUUAUAAGAUUUUCGCAAAUCAACACAAAAUUCGUGCAACUUAGGAUUAUGCUGCACAAUUACUAACAUUAGAACCCCAUCGAUGUAAUCCUUUCUACUCAAGGUCAUAUUUCAGAGCUUCAGUUAAGACGCGUUGUCCGCUGUUGUUCUCACACGGUCUCCUUGUAGAGGCAAUACGGCAUGUGUCGCUUUAAGAUCAGGUCCGAUUGCAGUCACGCAAGGCAAAGUGCAUAAACCCGUCAGAAAGUGCCGAUCAGUCGCUGUCCAUUUAGACCUGGACCACUGUCGUACGCUUAGGCCUCGACGAAGUUGGUUGACCCACUGCGUGUUCUGUAUCGAUGAGGCAUGCCUUAGAGCCUUUUACAAAAAUUAUUAGUCAGGGGAAUAAGGCCCUUGUGCCAAUGAUCGCCUCUACUUCUCAUCACUUAUUGGUCUGUAGAGAAUAUCGUUCAGGCAACUUCGACAGAAGGUGUCGUGAAUCUGCCGAGUCAAGUCUCAACCAACUUUCUUCGGCUUAAUUUUCUUUAUUUCAUGGAAUGAAUUUAACUGCACACACUAUGUCACUUCAGCUCUUUGUGCGCAAAAAAUUGCCCUUGAAUCACGUUUUCUAUCAGUUUUACUGCUCGGUAAAGUGUGAUCAGAUUUAGCGCCUUCACGCCCUCCUUCGUUUGACUCGUUAAGCUCACAUCGGACGUCCUCGUCACCUGGCUCUACCUCCGCGUUUGUGCGGUGCUUGCAUCUACUGCGGAUGAUGGCUUUCCUGGUCCCGACGUCACCACCAUCUUCGACGCUGAAACUCACCGGAUCCUCCGACUUAUUGGAAACCAGCUGAUUCACAUUCUGAUUGUCUGCCGACAUAAGGUAUUUCUCCGAAUUUUCACCCCUCAUUUUAUCCGUUGUUUUCUUUUCUUCCUACUGACGGUUUUUUUUCAGUGCGAUUUAUCCCAACAGAAUAUUUCCGCAACCCUCUCUCCGCCACAUCCUGCUUUUAGAAAACAUAUCUAACAUGGCCGAUUGACCAGUGAAAAAUCCAUGCCAUCGACGAUCAAUGUUCGUGAUAUGUUGUAGGGCAAAGAGAGAGAGCGUCAACCGGAGUACGUAGGCGCCUCAAUUACAGGCAUUCGUUGCUUUAUCUGUUCGUCUCUUCCCGUACCAAUCCUACCUCUUAUCCGUCACUGCCAUCGAAUCAGUCAGACUGCGUAUGUACGGGCCACCUUCUUUGCCCAAUCACACCCCCUGCAACUGUUAUAAAAUUCUGCUUCUCAAAGCCACUGACUUUAAAACAGAGCCAAAUGUUGGGUGAACUUGGCCCCUUCGUACCAUUUGGAGGAUUUUACCGACCUUUUUCCACAAUUUUCACCAUGCAACCGGGAAGAAAUGCUUCUGACCUGCCUAUUUUCAAUACAGUGAUUCCGAAGGUGUCAGCCCAUCCGGCCGACGAACACACAAGAGCAACCGACGCACCCAAUGCGCUAAACACUGUUGCUCUCCGGAUUCUCUAAUGCAUUCUUAUUGUCUUGACCGUGCAGCCCUCGGACGGACGUUUGUUUCAAAUUCCAACAUCUAAUCUGCCGUGAGAUGGCUUUAUAGGUCGCUUUAGUUUACGGUACAUUUAGAACUUUCAGGGACACCCCUAGUUUGUCCGCCCUACCUGCUGUUCUCUAGUUCCGGUACAGAUUUUCCUGUCCAAUCUUAUGUAAAUGUCCACGUUUGCACUCUUCAGAUGCGCCCUAUGAGGGGUUGUCGCGUAGUUCAUUUUGCGAUUAUGCGGAUGAUUGCCUCUAUGGUUGGAAAGGAUUUCAACACUGAAGUCUCUUCUGCAGGCACUCCACUCAGAUUGCUUUACUCCAGUAUUUUUUUCUUUCUAUAGGGCACUGUGGAAUCUGUGUACCAAAGCCUACAGCAAUACCUCACUGUGACGGCCAGACUGGACGGCUUCCUGCAGUCCUGCGAUAGCAGCGAGGAAACCUCCUUACUCGCCGUGACUCGUGCCCUUUUGGCCAAUCUUAUCAGGCCAGAACAAGUUAUUGACGUCUGCCUGGCUGCGCUGUCGGACUGCAAGUUCUCGGUGACACGUCGUGCUGCCGGCCUCUGGCCCGCCUCUAAAGCCGCUCUCCUAGCAGAACUCAGUGCCUCUCCCAUCGAACAAGUUCGUUCUGACUGCUUUCCACACCUUUGCCAUAAGUCUAACUGUCAUUCACCCUAUCCUACCCUUGGCAUGUCAUACGUCACCUUCAAUCGAUGGUAGACGCACUAGUGAGAGGAUGCAAGCAGGGAGAAAUGUUCUAUCCCUCUGGCUUCUAAACACAGCACCGUUUGCAUUUGCGACACAGCCUAUGGUGAGCCAACUUCUCCCCGUCUCCCUAUUUUCUUUCCAGCCUCUUCUCUCACGCUGGCUAAGCUCCAUAUUAAGCCUUGCAGUCGGCGGUGAUGAGCGUGAGGAGGGUGUAACGUGGGACAGUGAGAACGAUCCACCUCGGGCUCUGGCGCUGCACCUGCUUCGCGGCGUGUUUGGCGACGCACGACUAGGUCCAUCUGCCUUCACUGUCGUUCCGGUGGUUUCCGGUGCCGCUGUUGACGAUUUGCUCACCUUUUUAACCUGCCGCGUUGCUCUUCCGGGCUUUGCAGCUCCACAAUGGACCAUUUCUAACGGAUCACUCCAACUCUUCGGUAGGCCUCUGAUGUCAAUGGAAGCACUGUUUUUGGUUAUUCUUGUCAUGCUGCACGCCUUCGGUCGUUGUUCUUAUUUUUCGGCCGGAAGGUAUGCCCGCUCGUAACGGUAUUUCAGGCAGACGUAGUUGUUGUUCUUGAACGAAGAAAAUCCCCUCUUCCAGUGCCAUUGACACCAAAAGAAGUCCCAUCAAAGUGCACGCGCCAUGUUUCUUCAAUAGUGCAAAACCCAGUUAAUUUCCAUUCUCUCAGACAACAGUUCUAUGCGAUGGCUGGCUAGAUGGAUGUCCUACUGUAGUUUCCGGGCUAGGAAAUGGGCGUGUCCAUAUGUCUUUACAGCACACCAGUUUAGGGUUACAGGAUUGUGGCGCGUCAAGUCUCAUUAUGUGGCGACCAGAAUUCGUCAAGUUGCGAAAUCUCUAUGGCUUGCCACCGUUUUAGACCUCAAACAAUAUUUUUUUUCACCUCCGUUUUUGCCAUGGUUCUGGUCAUUCAUUUUCGUCUCCCACCGUUGUUCCUUAUUCCUCCCUGCCAGCGAUCAUUGUAAUGCGCCUGGUUGGUUCAAUAUACAGUCGACCACCACCCAGUGUCAUGGAGGUUUUCGGGCGCUACCCAACCCUCUUUGACACCUUUGUGACGGCAUUUGAAGAAGUGAACUCCAACACGACAUUAUCCUGUCUUCCCUCCACAGCGAAACUUUUGAUGCCGCUUCUGGGACUCCUCUGUCGUCUUUCACCCUCACCCUCAUCCAUUUUCCCGUAAGUCGAUCGGCAUUUGGUGCUUUGGUGGCUACAUUUCUCCUUUACCAGCAAGUCAUUAAUUGGGCCUGGUUAACUCGGCUGGUUUGGGUUUUCCCUUACAGUUGACAUUUUUCAUACCUGUCGCCUUUAACCAUGGGCACAUUUUGUCAGAACCUGUUCUUUACUUUGCCAGGCUCUUGACUGACUGCCGGCCCCCUUACCGUCCGUAUACUUUUUUCUCAAACUUCUUAAGCGAGAGUAAGCAUCACUUAUAAGACGGAGCCAGGCACGGCAACUUUCCCAGCCCGCCUUCAAAAUUCCGCUCUCGUCGUUAUUUUUUUGUUGUUAUACAUGUGCAGGGUGAGUGAACUCUGGACGCUUGUCGAGACGAGUGAACUUCGGUUUUUUAGCCGUCCCACACAACGGCUGUCCACCGAACCGCCAUUGUUGCCAAUCUUGCUGUUUUUUCGGGGAGCACAUCUGUGCGUGGCGAUGUUCCACAUGUUGUUGUUGUUGUUUAAAAGACACGGACCGUGCCCUUCCAGCAGUCAAAAACCGGGCUAAGUUGUGUCUCCACGGCUAGCAUUUGCAUGGGAUGGUCAGGUUGAAGGAUGGCUCACGGUAGUUUUCGAAAUUCAAGAAUGGAUGUCUCCAUUCCUCCCCUCUGCGUGCCAGUUUAAGGUUACGAAAUUGUGUUAAACGGCGGUGCGUCAAGUCUGCUGUUUCACGAUCCGCACGAUGUGGGCGCACUGCGUAACCCUCAGCUAGGGCUGCGGCGAACGCCCCCACCCGGGAGCAUCUGGCGGGCUUACUUCAGUCCACAGUGUUGUCCUACGAGGCGCCGAAGAUGCCGAUGUGAUUAGUGAUAUCGAGUACUCGAGUUGACCACAGAGAGCGAAGCACCACAGGAAGAACCUCUUAUUUCUUUAAGAUUACCUCACUGUUACUGGAUGGAUGACUGACUCUCACCGAUUGCCAUAAGCUACUGUCCGGCAAUUUUUCAACUUCAGUCACGAUCUGCAGUUCGCGUGGCCAUAUUCUAACAGCUCUGAACUUGCUUUUUAGGGUUGAUCGCCAGGCGGCAUUGCGAAAUGCUGUUCUCCCCCUGUUGGGUCAUCCAGUUGCGAAGAUUCGUCGCCUCGCCGCCGACGUUCUCACUACCUUCUUAUCACCCUCCACCUGCCCUCCUCUGAGUCCGCUACGGCCUCUGUGGAUGACGUCUUCUACAGACCGUCAAGGGGAGGCCAAUUGCAUCCUCUCUUCUGGCCUCCCCCAGGCCCCCAACAGUCUCGCUAACAUGUGCUCUGGGGAUUUAUAUAUGCUCAGUGCCUGGUUGAAAAAUUCGCCUACGCAAACCGUGGCCGUGCAUCGAGCAGGGUAUAUAAACGUAUCCUUUUUCAUGCACGUUACUUUGUCCCAUGUUUAUGUCCAUGUUUUUGUUAGAAAAAGGGGGAUGUAGAAUGUCCCGCCCCAUAUAUUCUUUUGUGAAUUGCCUCGUAUAAAGAGGUAGCAUACGCGACUGCUUCAUCCUCGAACUGACAGCUGUCAUGAACCAACUGGCGCCAACUUAUCACUGAGAAGAGCCCAGGAUUAAUGUAAAUGGAACUGGACUCACACCCAUAGACAAAUCCGAGCUGUUGUCCUGACAACGUCCCUGUGUAUGGCGGAGGCAUGGUACGCGUAAGGAGGCUGGGCGAGAAAACUUAAUCAUUUUUGAUUCAAAUAUUUCCAGAUAAUACUAGAAUUAAAAUGACCUACAGUGCUCCCAGACACCGAGAUCCUGGGAAGAAUUGGCGUCCAUGGCAUGCCGAGGCAGAGGCAGUUGCGAUGUACUUGCCAUGUCGUACGGAUGAAUGGCGAGCGCCUGCCCAAGAUACGGGUGUUUGCAGUCAAGAGAGACAAAAGCCUCACUGCAAGGACACCUCAAAGACCACCCUCAAACACAUGCAACUCAACCCUGGAAUCUAGAAGACCCGCUUGAGAUUGUCAGGCAUAGCGCAUUGCCGUGAGAGCUAGAAUCUCCAAUCUACGAAAUCUGUCGUAUAAAAAAGUUUAAAGUGAAUGGGGGUCACGCAACUCUCGAAUAACACGGACCAACACAACAACCACUUAAUACCUGCUAUCAUGUCCGUAUCGCCAACUGACGUCUACAGCAUGCAUCGAACCCGUCCGACACCUUCGAUGUCACCGUUUAAACAGCCCAGCAAAAUCCGCCUGCCUUGCAAUUCUUACCGUCACCAGUAAUACAGACUCAGCUCCAACCUGUCGCACCGUGUCUGUCUAACAGAGUUCUUAGAUCCCCAGCCGGUCACACACGCCUCACCUGUCCACAUUGCCCAAGGACGUCCAUCCGUCUUUUCAUAGCAGCGUUGACACAACCAACGGACGUCCCACACCACCGCCAACUCCGAAAACACGGCAUUUCGAUCGUCGUUUCCGACGAUGUCCAGUGUGUGCGCCACAGCAGGGUGAAUCAGGCACGGUGACUUGUGCGUGAUUCACUUUAUGAUGGGAGUAGAAUUGCACACCACCGCACUCUCACGUCUCCCACCCGAGCCCGGUGUCAAGACAGAGUCAAAAAAACCGGAGGCGCGGGGGGGGCGCAGGUGGCUGGCACGGUCGAGCCCGCACCUUGGCGCUCAACUAAACACCCCCUGGUCCAUUCAGCAAACGACCGGGAUGUUAACCAACAACAACAGAAGGGGCUGACGCGGCCGUAGUCGCACCUAGACGUGCCGCAAGACCUGGCUUAAAUCCCGUAGAAUGAGAGUGCCAUAAAGUCCACAUUAAGAAGAAGCCAUUGCAGCCUGACCCUUAAAUCACCAGUCGGUCGCUCCAUACAACACCGAACCGACAGCGAGGUCCAAGUUAUCCCGUCGGUUGGCAACCUUCCAAGCCACGGCUUUUAGCUUACCGUGAUAGGUUCAAACGCGUCAGAUUGUUUGUAGUUAGGAAAAUGCGCUGGGUCGUCGACCUCACUCUCCUUUCCCAUUCGCAGGUCCAAACCACUGCUCGAGCUGGUCAGUAGACGGGUGCGAGGAAUGGGCGUGAUGGCUGACAUAUCUAGUGACCUUGUCUGCGCACGCCAUAUACACGACCUGGUCCCCAAACACACACUAAGAUUUCACACAAGGGGGGUUGGGUGGCGUACAUCUCACAUGCGUGAAAGUGCCGUAGGUCACGUUGGAAGGGAGCCGCUUCAGCCUGGCUCUCAGCCCACCAGUCCACCACUCCACAUAAACACACGCAAAACUGGACAGACUGCGUGGGCUGAGUUUGGGCGUCAGUCAGCAACCUUCCAAGCCACGACGUUUGACGUACCGUGAUAGUCUCAGACGCGAAUCACUCAUACAGCAGAGGGGCCGCGUGGGGACGGAGCUGAGACGCACGAUUCCCACUUGCGUGAAAGGUGGCAGUUGAAUGCUUGUGGUUGGUGAUGUGCGUUACAGGUGAGGGAAGAUGUAAUGUUGUGGUGUAGCCGGCGGUCGCCCACCGCAGGCUUUCGUAAAUGCGCAUGUAGCCUAAUAGGCCCAUGAGGUGAGUGAAUGUGCGGGUGCAGUGAAGACAGAUGAGGCCGGUUCGGCGAUUGUAUGUUGGUGCUCCAGGCAUUGAUUCGCCGGUCUCUGUGUGUUCGUUUCUCAAGUGACCGGCCAGGCCGAUGUGUGAGUUGAAGGUAUGGGAGCAGCCUGAGCACACAUGUGAGUCGGUCGCACUGAUACCGGUGAACCGGUAUGAGGAACUUCAACAUAAUCAGUCUUCACUCCUGUUUCACUUACGCACACCGACCCAGACAUUCCUUCAUCGCAUGAGACUACUCGGUCAGAUCCGCGCUUACGAGAAUCUUCAGUAGAAACACUGCCCAGACCCGCAACACGAAGCUUCAUCCAACCCAAAGCACUAUCUAGACCCUAUCACCAUAUCCUGCCCUACCUUCACGCACACACCUCUACGCUACACGAGCCUAUUCCACAACAUGCUCAUACUCAACACCUUUCCGCAACACACCCUACACCAUCACUUCUGCAGCAUGUGUGCGCUUCGUUUUGUCAGCAUCGGUAUUGUGGGCGAAACGUCCCAUGCCAGAACAUGUACAUGCAUCUCGUUUGAGAGGAAAUCAGGUCCUUUGAUGUAGCCCGGCCCAUUAAGCGGGAACCAGGUUGUGUAUGACAAGCUGUUUAGCCGUUUAAUUUGCGGAUGGGAGAGAGUGAGGCCAACACUGGAAAACUCAUCCUCAUGGCAAAUCAGACUAUUCCUUGUUUUUAUAGAUCUGACAGACUUGAAUCCGACACGACGCACCAUCAGUCGUGGAUUAGAAGUCUGCCAACUGACAGAGUAACUCGGUCCCUCUCAGAACUGAGCGUCCGGCUUCAACGGCUCCUUAAUGUGGGCCACACGAUAUUCUCACAUAUACGAGUUCCGAACCGCUAGUAUUGUAGCUUGGUGCACAUGUGGCGGUAUUUUGGGGCACACUUAGACGGGCCGUAUAAAUUUGCCAGUCACUGCUCCUAUCCUCCACCUCCGUCUUACGUUUCCUCACCACCCGAACAUGGUAAUUGAGUAGGAUGGAGUGAUGCACAUGCUUCGCAUGUUCGCUCCUCUAUAAACUAAUUCAUACGCAAGUCGCUGCUUCCGGGCUCACCUCGUGCGAUGUCGCUUGCAACGUUCAAACUGUCGUUAAAACGAUGAAUCCCAGAGCGUGUGGAAUUGUUCUAUCAGGGCCUCACGGCCGAACUCGCCUCUACUCAGGGUUGGGGGUCAGCGUGCAAUGAGGAGUCGGUAGCCUCAGUACUUUUUGAGUCGGAAAUAUCGCUGCGGUCAAUUUGCUGCAAAUUACAGUCGAGUCUGUCGUAAAAAUCACUUGUCAAGUUUGCUGCCCAAGCAACAGAGCUGUUUAAGAAGCGUCGGAAACUUCAACACUAAGGCGGCGACAGUUCAACCGCCAUUUCCGAGGAUGUCCCCCCCCCUCUGUGCUCCGCAGCAGGGUGGGAGGAGGGACGGCCACCUGCGCAUGAAUUAGGUUAUAAUGAUUAUAGACUGGCGCUGCGUCUACCCUACCUGGGCCCAGUGUCAAGACAGAGUCAAGAGAACCUGAGAUCGGAAAGGGCACAGAUAGCUGGCACAGCGAAAACUCACAUCUAGGCGUACCACCGCGCACCGUUGUCAACAUCGUGCAACUGACCAGGAUUUUACACAACAAGAGAAUAGGCGGGGGCGAUUUAAAUCCCAACUGGCGCGACAUAGGCGUGCCAUCCCUCUCUAUCCCUCCCACCCAGAAUGAAUAUUACGCUCGAGUAUUUUUACGUAGAGGUGCCUCAAAUAGUUGUUGGUACACGUCAAGAGAGGUCGUCAUACAACCUUUGAAAGGAAAGUAGUGGCAGGUAAUGGCUGUCUGGUAAACUAGACUUAAAUGGAAUUGAGUAAGAAAGAUGGAGACUGGUCGAGCACCGGAAUCAGUUGUUUAUUUUCCUGAGCUUUCGAACUCGUCAGAGAUGAACUCAGCUAGAGAACAAGAAACAGUCAUAUGGGUGGAUGGGAGGGACAAUCAACGACCAGUGCCACAAGUAUAAGUAUGACUAUGCAGGACCGGCGCCAGAGAAGUGCACCAGUGCCGAUCCCUUUCACAUGCCUAUUUCGCUAAACCUAGAUAUAGUUUUUGCAGUCAUUAUGUAUGACUGUGUGGUUUGAUCAACCCCUGAAAAGCCACCAAACAAUCUUGGACUGCUUACCUUUUAGGCAGUUCAACUGGGACUCUGCUCUCAGUCUACUGAGGCAGUGGAUAUCACAGCGGUCCGAUAAUGGUAGCCGACGGUGUUUAUGGCUUUUGGCUGCCAAACUGGUCCAUCUCAUGCGGCAGGUCUUUAAUCUGACUCCUCCUGCCUCCUCUGUUUGUGACAAGGUGGUCACGUUCUGCCAGUCUGUCGUAACUGCGGCUGACUAUCCCCUCGGCUACGUCAGCCAGGUAAGUCAAAUGACUGUUUUUGAAUCCAAUUAAUAAAUUAAUCUCAUUUCUUAAAUCGAGCUUACCAUUCAUAAUCCUGUCGCAUCUUCCUGUUUUCUGCCAGCCACUUUUCACUGAGUUCCAUGUGGCUUUUAUGGAGUUUUGUCAGUCACUGGAUCGUCUUAUCGUCGACAGUGGCAGCGCCGUAUCUCUCCGAAGCCUCGUCGGCCCAGUCGGUGGGCAGGGUAGGGAUACUCUGGGCACGCACCUGCUGACCUCUGAAAGGCAAGUUCGGCUCAACUCGACUGAGGCACUCCUACAAGGCUGUCCGUCCUCAUAUGCCUUUUUCGGUGCCCUGAUUGAAACAUGGGCACAGGAGACCCUCCACCACGCUCGGCACCAGCGGACUCUGAGUGCUGAACAGGCCAUCUGUCUGCUGGAGUUACUCUCAUCUGAUUGGCCAAUUGCGAUCGGGAGUGGGCAGCUAACCAAAACUCAGAGCGAGUCUCUGUUGGCCGAUGUCUUGGUGUGCGCAGCUUCUUGCAUAAACCGAAGUGACUGUAGAAACACCAGGUAGGAGCCCCCCCCCUCCCAGUUAUUAGCAUUAAUUAGUUUAAAAUCACUAGCACUUUGUCGAUGUAAACUGAAAGAACGCCAGUCAUAGGUCCUCUUUUAUAAACAUUAGACCUCGCCUCACCGCUGCGAAACAAGUUCCCCCUUUAACAUUCCCGGCUGUUUUCGGCUGUCGGAAGGACGGUGGUCAUCGACUGGGACCAUUCAUUUGAAUGUGCGUGUGCUUUUGAAUGUAAAUACACCAACUAGUGAAGGCAAUUUUGUUGAAUGUACCAAAAAAGACAAAGGUUAAUAAAGUCGGUUUUGCUAUUUUUAUCUGUAGUUGAUAGCGAAUUUUGAGAGCCUUUUUAAAGAUGCCCAAACUUCUUAAUUUAGUCAAAGCAAUCGGCUUCUUGUUGCUUCUGAACGUUAUAUAAUUCACUUCGGAUACUUUUCGUUUCUAUCAAACCUACCAACACUAAAUAUUCUUUCUAUGGAUCUGAAAAAACUUCAUUUUAAAAUUUCGGCUUAUUGCCGUCCUCAGUCAUUGUGUCCACAUUUGUUAUAACUUAAGAGAGCCCAUUUGACAAUCUCAUUCUUUUGGAAACACUGAAUGAAUUGCGUUUCUGUAACCUUUUUGAAAUAUUUGUUGUCCUGGUUUCGAAGGGUUCGGAGAAAGCGCUGUUGAGCUUGAUAGUAAUAUAAAGCUCAAAGACCAACUAAGCCCUACAGUUAAGGUGAAAGGCAGAAGCUAGGUGCCAAAACUGUCUUCCCAUCCAACUACGAUAUCCUUACCCACACGGGAUUUAGAGCACUGGUGUUAACUCUAUUUAAGCCUUUUUCACAUGCGCCUUCCAGCCGGUAUCUUGUGUCAAAUGAUUUCUAUGCAGCUUGAUAUUUUAGGUAAGUCUUGUUCGAUCGCUUAAUUGAUAGGGGUGAAUAAACGGAGAAUAUAAUGUCUACGGGGUUUUCGUUACCGCAAUUAAUACUUUUUCCCUAUUUCCAAACGAUUCGUCUCCUCUGAUGCGAGCAAGAAGCUCGUGUGCCAUUUUACCAAGUAUUCGGAAUUCUUGGGAACUCACCAUAAUUUACACUGCCUUUAUUGGCAGGUAAAAUUGAAGUUUGCAUUUUGACUAAGCCUUCGCCAUAGAGCGCCUGGGCGUCGGUAGUGGACUGCGUGAGGGCAUGAGUACACCCAAGCAGGCUGUAAAGGGACUUUUAUGGACCAAUAGGAACGCUCUCCUCUACCCUCCCCCUCCCUCACCGAAAUCCCAAAAUGACUCCAGCGACAAGUCUGUGGGGCAACUGAUUUUUUUGAGAGUCAGAGUCAUUUUUUGGCUUGAGCUUGCUCAAGUAUCACUACUUGGUUGGUCGUUGUCCCCAAACCUCAUGUCUCAGCCACGCUAUUGCGGGCAAUGCGUGGGGACCUAGUAAAGGCCUUUUAAUCCUUACCCAUAUUUUACUCACCCCUCUCCCACUCAACUCUCCUAGUUGUCAUUUUAGGAAUUAUUUGGCCUGGUGGAUCUCAAGCCUGGAGUUGUGUCUCUCUGCCGGCGCGCCCGUGAGAACGCGAACCACCGCCGCAGCUGCCAUCCUGGUGUGGCUUAUGAACGAGGAUGUCAGCGGCGGUUCGAGAUCCCGCCGAAAAUUCUGUUCACUGACGACUGACGAAAGGGCCAAGUAA
Molecule: messenger RNA, 26426 nt
Organism: Spirometra erinaceieuropaei
Lineage: Eukaryota; Metazoa; Platyhelminthes; Cestoda; Diphyllobothriidea; Diphyllobothriidae
Source: the annotation of a GenBank genome assembly